AGAGAGAGAGAGCGAGCGAGCGAGCUGCAUUUAUAGAAAGUUUUAUUUAUAAUGGUCUCAAAUAUAUAGUUACAAUUUCAUUACAUAAGUAUUAGUUGCUAUUAGAAAGUCCCAUUUAUAGAUGCCAUAAAUAUGUGAUUACUAUUUAGAUGGAUGGAUGGAUAGAUAGAUGGACCAUAGAUGAAUGGCUUGAAGGACUAGAUGGAUAGAUGGACCAUAGAUGAAUGACUUGAAGGACUAGAUAGAUGGAUGGCUUGAAGGACUAGAUAGAUAGAUGGAUGGAUCAUUAAUGGCUGAUGGAUCAUAGAUGGAUGAUAGAUAGAUAGAUGGAUGGAUCAUAGAUAGAUAGAUAGAUAGAUGGAUGGAUCAUAGAUGGAUGAUAGAUAGAUAGAUGGGUGGAUCAUAGAUGGAUGGCUUGAAGGACUAGAUAGAUAGAUGGAUGUAUCAUAAAUGGCUGAUGGAUCAUAGAUGGAUGAUAGAUAGAUAGAUGGAUGGAUCAUAGAUAGAUAGAUGGAUGGAUCAUAGAUGGAUGAUAGAUAGAUAGAUGGAUGGAUCAUAGAUGGAUAUUAGUUAGAUAGAUGGAUGGACUGUAGAUGGAUGGCUUGAAGGACUAGAUAGAUGGAUGGAUGAAUGGACCAUAGAUGGAUGGCUUGAAGGACUAGAUAUAUAGAUGGAUGGAUCAUAGAUGGAUGAAAGGAAUAGAUAGAUAGAUGGAUGGAUGGAUGGAUCAUAGAUGGAUGAUAGAUAGAUGGAUGGAUGGAUCAUAGAUGGAUAUUAGUUAGAUGGAUGGAUGGAUCAUAGAUGGAUGAUAGAUAGAUGGAUGGAUGGAUCAUAGAUGGAUGAUAGAUAGAUAGAUGGAUGGAUCAUAGAUGGAUGAUAGUUAGAUAGAUGGAUGGAUCAUAGAUGGAUGAUAGAUAGAUGGAUGGACCAUAGAUGGAUGGCUUGAAGGACUAGAUAGAUAGAUGGAUGGACCAUAGAUGGAUGGCUUGAAGGACUAGAUAGAUGGAUGGAUCAUAGAUGGAUGAAAGGAAUAGAUAGAUGGAUGAUGGAUGGAUGGCUUGAAGGACUAGAUAGAUGGAUGGAUCAUAGAUGGAUGAAAGCAAUGGAUGAUAGAUAGAUAGAUAGAUAGAUGGCUUGAAGGACUAGAUAGAUAGAUGGAUGGAUCAUAGAUGGAUGAAAGGAAUGGAUGAUAGAUAGAUGGAUGGAUUAUAGAUGGAUGGCUUGAAGGACUAGAUAGAUUGAUGUAUGGAUGUAUGGAAGGGAUAGAUAGAUAGAUAGAUAGAUAGAUAGAUGGCUUGAAGGACUAGAUAGAUGGAUGGAUAAUAGAUGGAUGAAAGGAAUGGAUGAUAAAUAGAUGGAUGGAUCAUAGAUGGAUGGCUUGAAGGACUAGAUGGAUGGAUGGAUGGAUGAAAGAGAUAGAUAGAUAGACAGACAGGUAGAUAUGAAAGACUGAUAGAAAGAUAGAUGGAUAUGAAAGACUGAUAGAAAGAUGGAUGAAAGGAAUGAAUGAUAGUAUAGACAGCAGAAAAGUGCAGAAAGUACUGUAAAGAGAACAGGUGUUACUGUAUAUUAUGUCAUGACAUACAUUUAGUAAGAGUUACAUAAUGUAAAUUAAUUAUUUCAGGACAUAAAAUGCAGUCAAACUGGCUGACACUGAUGAUUUAUUUUAUAUGAUGUUUCGAUUCAAGGUUUACACUGGCGCUCACUGUAAUUCCAGCAGUGUGGUUAAGCAUGAACGCCUCUCAUCAUUUGUUACGCACUCAGUGUGUUGGGUGUGUUGCACGUUUCUUGGGGACGCCUGUCCAUAAAUUGAUCCUGCCAGGUGGAAUGCGCUUGCAGACCUCUGGAUCACCGCAAAGCUAUGGUCAGGUGCUGAGGCCUUUCCAUUGCAGUUCAUUAUGCUCCAUGAAUCAACCAGAUCGAACAGAACUCGAAAAGGCAAUCGAGUUUGAGACCCAGAAUAAAGACAAAACUUUGGUCACUCAUGAUGAUUUAUUCGAGCGAACUGCUAAAGAUUUAAAGACCAAGGCUGAUUUCAACAGGGUGGUGGAUGUUUUCAACAAGAAGGACAUUCGGCGACGGGGACAUGUGGAGUUUAUUUAUGCUGCUCUAAAGAAAAUGGCAGAAUUUGGAGUAGAACGAGACAUCACUGUUUAUAACAAACUCCUGGAUGUGUUUCCUAAAGAGGUGUUCGUGCCACGAAACUUUAUACAGAGAAUGUUCAACCACUACCCAAGACAACAGGAGUGUGGUGUGCAGCUGCUGGAGCAGAUGGAGAGUUAUGGUAUCAUGCCGAAUGUAGAGACCAAGGUUUUGCUGGCACAGAUAUUUGGUGAGAAGAGCCAUCCCAUGAGGAAGUACCAGCGUAUCAUGUAUUGGUUUCCCAAGUUCAAGCACGCAAACCCCUAUCCCAUCCCACAUGUACUCCCCAGCGACCCAGUGGACCUUGCUCGAUUCAGUCUUACUCGCAUCGCUGAUGACCCAGAUGCCAAAAUAACAAUCUAUCAGUAUCCAUCAACAGACAUCACAAAGACAGGAGAAGAAGUCACUAGGCCUCAUAUUGUAGGUAUCCAAAGUCCAGACCAGCGCUCCCUUCUGGCCAAACAUAAUCCCUGCAGGCCCGUGUUUGUAGAAGGCCCAUUCUCACUGUGGCUCAGGAAGACUUGUGUUUAUUAUUACCUGCUACGGGCAGACCCUAUACCACCUAAUGAAAAGGUGAAGGAAGAAUUUGACCCAGAGCUUAUGGGCCCCGAGCAGAGUUUCUUCUUCCCUCAGCAAGUGGAACUCGACCUGGAAAGAGACAUGGGUGAUGAUGACAGCUUCGAUGUGGAUGAUGUGGAAGAGGGGCUGGUUUAUGCCAUGUGUAUGGCAGGUCAGGGUGACCAAGCUACUCUGGCUCAAUGGAUUUCUGGUCUUCAGGAAACAUGUCCCAUGUUGGGCCAGAUACCUACAGUCUUCCGUCUAGAAUCUGGACCUAGAGAAUUACAAACCUCAUCAGAUGCUCAGCAAAACCCCGAGCAGAAGCCUGAGCUGGGACUUGAAACAGAUCAUUUUAUCGAGGAGGAACCACUGCACUCACAAGGAGUGAAACAGUGAGAGUUUAGUAUUUCACAAUGCCAAUGGAUGCUUGUGUUUUAUCAGGACCCCACCUCAAAGAAGAUCUACUGCACUGUGGUAGAUGCACUUGAAUCAGAUCUGAGGAAGCUCAUAUUUAGUUUAGUAAGCAUAUUCUGCCAUGUUUUACCAAUCUGACACAGCGUAUUUGAAUUGAAGGUCUGACAGAUGUCUUCAAGAAAGGGAUCUUAUCCAUUUGACACAAACUUUCAAGUAAAAAGUUCAUAGUAUUACAGCAUUGUGUUUUUUUUUUAGUUGUACAGGCAAUGACAAUUGUGAUGAGAUGACCUGUGAUUAGAGAUUGAUAUACAUUAUGCGAAGUUGCUCUAAGAAAAUCACACCACUGCCUUUGGCGUGCUCAGAUAUGUAAUAAACUGAUCCAACAGUGCAAUAAAAUAUGCAUUACUCCA
Myxocyprinus asiaticus (Chinese sucker) is the source of this 3524-nucleotide messenger RNA. Its product is annotated as evolutionarily conserved signaling intermediate in Toll pathway, mitochondrial-like. Lineage: Eukaryota; Metazoa; Chordata; Actinopteri; Cypriniformes; Catostomidae. The record is from RefSeq and is a predicted model, not a curated record. Bases 1732 to 3096 code for a protein of 454 amino acids. The transcript is spliced from 7 exons. Gene Ontology annotation, cellular component: mitochondrion.